Molecule: messenger RNA, 1449 nt
Organism: Lolium rigidum
Lineage: Eukaryota; Viridiplantae; Streptophyta; Magnoliopsida; Poales; Poaceae
Exons: 1
Coding region: 1-1449 (482 amino acids)
Source: RefSeq, a predicted model, not a curated record
AUGGGAGCGGAGCUGACAUAUUCCAAGCAGGCAGCUGAUCAUACAAGUCCAGCAGACUGCGGUGGACUCCACUCGGAUAUGGAAGCGAGCGCGGCUGACACCGUCCGGAUCGUGUCCCGGCGCAUGGUCCGGCCUGAGUACGGUGCCAUGCCGAUGCCACCGGCGGACGACAUUCACCUCACGCCGUGGGACCUGAUCGCCAUCAGCUUCAAGUACAUGCAGACGGGGAUACUUGUGCCCAAGCCACCUGCUGGAGGUGAGCGGAGCCUAGUCGACAGCCUCGUUAGCUCCCUGGCGCGCGCCCUGGGCCGGCAUUACCACCUUGCCGGCCGGCUCGCCGUGGUCGAUCAUGGCGACGGAACAGUCUCCAUCCCGCUGCGCUGCACGGGGGAAGGCGCCGAGCUAGUCCACGCGGUGGCGCCCGGAGUGUCGGUGGCGGAGGUGGUAGGCACGCUGCAGUACACUCCGUCAUCCGUGGUCCGGGCGUUUUUCCCGUUGAAGGGGGUGUAUGGCGCGGACAUUGUAGUGGAUCCGUCGCUCCCCGUGGUGGGGGCGCAGGUCACGGAGCUCGCCGACGGGGUCUUCAUCGCCAUGUCGAUGAAUCACGCUGUAGGAGACGGCAGCUGCUUGUGGGAGUUGUUCAGCACAUGGUCGGCAAUCAACCGGGGGGAAGAGCUGACGGUUGCGCCGGCGCCGGCGAACCGGAGGUGGUUCAUAGAGACGAGCCCCGUGCCAAUCUACUUGCCAUUCAGCGCUCUGCAAGACUUGGUCGUCGGGCGGUUGGAGACCCCGCUGGUGGGAUAUGGUUUCUUCACCUUCUCGGCCAGCAGCGUCAGGAAGCUCAAGGCGCAGGCCAGGGAUGAGAUGCCGGAGGGAAACAUCUCGUCCCUCCAGGCCCUGGUCGCACACCUAUGGCGUGCAGUCGUCCGAGCCCGAAGCCUGGUACCGGGACAGGAGACGUCCUGCGACGUGAUCGUAGGGUGCCGCGGCCGCAUGCGUGGCAUCCCGGCUGGCUACGGGGGGAACGCCGUGGUGCCCCGCCGUACACCCCGCUGCACCGUGGGCGAGAUCCUGGACAAGGGACUGGGGUGGACGGCAUGGCAGCUGAAGCGUGCGGUUGAGUCGUUCGAGGAGGAGGAGGUGCGGGGGUGGCUGGAUCGCUGGGCACGGGAGCCCGUGUUCAUGUCUCCCUCGGCCUACCAGGGGGACGGGGCACUCGUCAUCGCGGGAUCGCCCCUGUUCGACUUCUUCCUCAACGACUUCGGGUGGGGAAAGCCGGUGGGCUUGCGGGGCUGCCCCGGUGAGAAGGCGGACGGGAUCGUGUCGGUACGGAAAGGGCCGGGGCAACAAGGGAGCAUUUCCCUGGAGGUGACUUUGGUGCCCGAAACGAUGGAGAGGCUCGUUGCCGACCACGAAUUCAUGGAGGCCGUGGCGGUGCCGCCGGCGUGA